UCCCGCUCGACCUUGCGCUGCCUUGAAGGGCCCCAGCGCUGGGCCGUCCGGGGGUCGCCGCUGUCGGGGGGCCUGGCGGGGAGGGGGCGCCGGGCGACCCUCCCCCAUGGGCUGGCAGCAUGCCGGUCCGGCGCGGGCACGUGGCCCCCCCGAACACCUUCCUGGACGUCAUCAUCCGCAAGUUUGAAGGGCAGAGCCGUAAGUUCAUCAUCGCCAACGCCCGGGUGGAGAACUGCGCCAUCAUCUACUGCAAUGAUGGAUUUUGUGAUCUCUGCGGCUACAGCCGGGCCGAGGUCAUGCAGAAGCCGUGCACCUGUGACUUCCUCUACGGCCCUCGAACGCAGAGCAGCGCCAGCGCUCAGAUCGCCCAGGCCCUGCUGGGCUCCGAGGAGCGAAAGGUGGAGAUUUCCUUCUACCGGAAGGACGGCAGCUGCUUCCUCUGCCUGGUGGACGUGGUGCCGGUGAAGAACGAGAGCGGUGCCGUCAUCAUGUUCAUCCUCAACUUCGAGGUGGUGGUGGAUCGGGCCCGGCUGACCGGCGCCGCCAAGAACACCAACCACUGGGUCUCUCCGGCCGCCUGGUUGCCCACAGGUCGCGGCAAGUCCUUCCGGCUGAAGCUGCCGGCGCUGCUCGCCCUGGCCGGGAGCAAGCAGUCGCUACCGCAGGACGAUCCGGAUGAGGCGGUGGUGGUGGACCUGUCCAAGCCGAGCAGCGAGUCCGUGGUGCUGGACGAGGUCACCUCCUCGCUGGAGCCCCCUUGUCUGGGCUGCGAGGAAGAGGAGGAGCCCGAGGACCAGCGAGCCCUGAUGGAGCGCCGGGCGGAGGCCGGCGAGGACCCCCCGGUCACCCACUCCUCGCCCCGGACUGAGAAGGCCGCCCACCUCCACCUGGAGGCCUCCUUCUCCAACUGCAGCGUCAGCCGCAGCCGCUCGCGCGAGAGCUGCUACAGCGUGCGCCGGGCCUCCUCCGUGGACGACAUCGAGGCCAUGAAGGGCGACGGGGAGAAGGGCUGGGCCCACAGCCGUCACGCCAGCACCGGGGCCAUGAACAACGUCCGGAGCCACCUGCUCAACUCCACCUCCGAUUCGGACCUCAUGCGCUACCGGGCCAUCAGCAAGAUCCCCCAGAUCACCCUCAACUUCGUGGACUUCAAGGCGGAGGCCUUCCUCACCUCGCCCUCCAGCGAGAAGGAGAUCAUCGCCCCCAGCAAGCUGAAGGACCGGACCCACAACGUGACGGAGAAGGUCACCCAGGUGCUGUCCCUGGGCGCCGAUGUGCUCCCCGAGUACAAGCUGCAGGCCCCCCGCAUCCAUAAGUGGACCAUCCUGCACUACAGCCCCUUCAAGGCGGUCUGGGAUUGGCUAAUCCUGCUGCUGGUCAUCUACACGGCCAUCUUCACCCCCUACUCGGCCGCCUUCCUGCUGAACAACCAGGAUGGGCGGGACCACCGGGCCUGCGGCUACUCCUGCAGCCCACUCAAUGUGGUGGACUUGAUUGUGGACAUCAUGUUCAUCAUUGACAUCCUGAUCAACUUCCGCACCACGUACGUCAACUCCAACGAGGAGGUGGUCAGCCACCCGGCCAAGAUCGCCAUCCACUACUUCCAGGGCUGGUUCCUGAUCGACAUGGUGGCCGCCAUCCCCUUCGACCUGCUCAUCUUCGGCUCCGGCUCGGAAGAGACCACCACCCUGAUUGGGCUGCUGAAGACGGCCCGCCUGCUGCGCCUGGUGCGUGUGGCCCGCAAGCUGGACCGCUACUCGGAGUACGGGGCGGCCGUGCUCUUCCUGCUGAUGUGCACCUUCGCUCUGAUCGCCCACUGGCUGGCCUGCAUCUGGUACGCCAUCGGCAACAUGGAGGGCAAGACCAUCGGUUGGCUCCACUCGCUGGGCGGGCAGAUCGGGAAGCCCUUCAACGCGAGCACCUCGCACCUGGGUCCCAGCAUCAAGGACAAGUACAUCACCGCCCUCUACUUCACCUUCAGCAGCCUGACCAGCGUCGGCUUCGGCAACGUCUCGCCCAACACGAACCCGGAGAAGAUCUUCUCCAUCUGCGUCAUGCUGAUUGGCUCCCUGAUGUACGCCAGCAUCUUUGGGAACGUGUCGGCCAUCAUCCAGCGGCUGUACUCCGGCACCGCCCGCUACCACACCCAGAUGCUGCGGGUGCGAGAGUUCAUCCGCUUCCACCAGAUCCCCAACCCCCUGCGCCAGCGCCUAGAAGAGUAUUUCCAGCACGCCUGGUCUUACACCAACGGCAUCGACAUGAACGCGGUGCUGAAGGGAUUCCCCGAGUGCCUGCAAGCCGACAUCUGCCUGCACCUGAACCGUACCUUACUGCAAAACUGCCGUCCCUUCCGGGGCGCCAGCAAGGGCUGCCUGCGCGCCUUGGCCAUGAAGUUCAAAACCACCCACGCCCCGCCGGGGGACACCUUGGUGCACGCCGGGGACGUGCUGACCGCCCUCUACUUCAUCUCCCGCGGUUCCAUCGAGAUCCUCCGGGGGGACGUGGUGGUCGCCAUUCUAGGGAAGAACGACAUCUUUGGGGAGCCGCUCAACCUGUACGCGCGACCCGGCAAGUCCAACGCGGACGUGCGAGCCCUGACGUACUGCGACCUGCACAAGAUCCACCGGGAAGAUCUGCUGGAGGUGCUGGACAUGUACCCGGAGUUCUCGGACCAUUUCUGGUCCAACCUGGAGAUCACCUUCAACCUGCGAGAUACCAACAUGAUCCCAGGCUCCCCUGGCAGCGACGAGAUGAACGGGGGCUUCAACCGGCUGCGACGGCGCAAGCUCUCCUUCCGACGGCGCACCGAGAAAGACGAGCUACUGGGGGAAGCGAGGUCCCAGCCCAAGGCCCUGCACCUCGGCCAGAACUGUCCGUCGCCAGCCUCUCCCAGGUGGGAAGCGUGCCUCAGCAGCUCGGCAGCCUCCAGCCCGCCCUCCAGCGACGAGGAGGAGAUCCCCGUCCCCGUCUCCAGGGUCACGGAGCUGUCGCCUUUCCACCGGGCCGUGGCGCCCCUCGCCGUGCCUCCCUCCGCAGCCCCCCCUGAGCAGCAGAGCAGCGACUCCUGCAACCCGCUCUCCGGGGCCUUUUCCGGCAUGUCGAACAUCUUCAGCUUCUGGACGGAGAGCCGAGAACGGCAGUACCAGGAGCUGCCGAGCUGCCCCCCUGCUGCCCGCCCCACCCUCAACCUCCCUCUGGCCGCCAGCGGCAGCCUCCCCUCCAGCAGGCGGCACCGCGCCGAGCUGGAGGGCCGCCUGGACCUGCUCCAGAAGCAGCUCAACAGGCUGGAGAACCGCCUGACUGCGGACGUGGGCUCCAUCCUGCAGCUGCUGCAGCGCCAGGCGGUCCUGGUGCCCCCCACCUACAGCGCCGUCUCCUCGCCGCAGCCUCCGCCGAACGCCGAGCCCUCCUUGGGAGAACACCCCCUGCCCUUGGCCCCCAUCCUGGCCCAGACACUCUGCACCCGGACACAGAUGCCCCUUUUCCCGGCUCCCCGUGUGGACGCCGCCGAGUCCAGCGACGAGGUGGUGCUGCUGAUGGAGCCGCCCUACGUGGCCCCGCGACGCCUUUCGCUUCCGGGACAGCUGGCCGCCACGGAGGACCCGGACUUGCCCCCAGAUUUGCACAGACACUGCUCGGAUCCCGGCAGUUAAUGGACUCAGACAAGGGUCUCUCCGCACGAUGGGGAGAGCAGACGGUGGAGAAGGAUCGCCGGGGGCCCCCACAGCCCAGGCGAGGGGCAGCCUCCUGGCACGGCCGGCCCAUACGACGUUAGCUGGCCUAACGGGCGGGCUGGUCCCGGGGAACCGGCAGGAGGGCUGCAGGAACCGUGGCGUCAACGAGGAUGACGACGGCGGAGCAGGCAGGACGCUGACCGCGAGGAUCGGAGCGCCGUUUGGGACCCUGAACGUUGGGGUGUUAUCGUCCUCCUUCGAUCACCCCCAAGUGGCUGAGCAGGAAGAAGGGGGGGGCGCUCCUGCAGGGACCUCACGCUGGACCCCCUGAGGAGGGCAGCUCGGCCCAGCAGCGGGACGCUCCCCCUUCGUCUCACUCUGGGGAGCUGUGAUCUUUGCGGUACUCGGACGAGAGCAACACGGGGCCCACGGGGCCCACUUCCUUAUUUUGAGAGACCCCCCUCCCCAGAUCUUUCAUGAGCCCCCUUGCUUCACCAAAGCGAUUUCUCCAUGGGGGGGGGGAGGCUCCAGCUGUGCAAUAAUUUAAACGCUCCUUGAAUCCAUUCGGGGGGGGGGGUGGUUGGUGCGUCGUAGCAGCAACUGGUACGGAAAAGCGGAGACCAGCCCGGAGAUCGUAAGGAUUGAGGAAAGACAGGUGUAGGUCACUUACUGCUGGGUCACUCCACCCUCCCUUUAGAAUCCAGGCUGUCUCCACAGCCACCACCACCCCCCAACUACACAUGCGGCUACACAUCUCUGUAAGGGGGUGCUUUCUCUCUACACAGGCGCACCCCACUCUCUUCGCUACUUCUUCCUCUGCUGGCGUUGCGGCGAAACGGUCCCGCUGAGAAAAAAAAACGGGGUGCGGGGAGGGGACGUGGCAGAGAACGGGGGGAGGUCCCUGCUCCUUCCCACACCCCCAUUGCAUAAGCAUCCCCCCCACCCAUUAAAGCAGCAACCCGCUGCGUGCAAAAGCCUUUCUCUCCCUCCCCCCAACUCUCACGGGUGGGUCCUGCCCCUCUCACUUGGGUAAAGGUGGCUUCGUUCCAUCAAGGGGGGGCGAUGAUUCCCCCCAAACAGGGCAGGUCUCCAGACUCCCCCUCCCAGCUUGUCCCACACAUCUGAAGGACGCACAAGAUAUUCCCCCACCCCACCCCGCAUGCUGUCCUCGGCAGUAGCAACCGAUGCCCAAUAAAUUUGGACUGGAUGACUA
Molecule: messenger RNA, 4887 nt
Organism: Crotalus tigris (Tiger rattlesnake)
Lineage: Eukaryota; Metazoa; Chordata; Lepidosauria; Squamata; Viperidae
Gene: KCNH2
Product: potassium voltage-gated channel subfamily H member 2
Exons: 15
Coding region: 120-3653 (1177 amino acids)
Biological process (GO): membrane repolarization during action potential; potassium ion transmembrane transport; regulation of heart rate by cardiac conduction
Cellular component (GO): membrane
Molecular function (GO): inward rectifier potassium channel activity
Source: RefSeq, a predicted model, not a curated record